AUGGACGGCACUACCCCUCCACCGGCCUCCAACGACGAUAGAAACCUUAAAGUAGAGGUCGAGGCCGAUGAUGCGCUGGAAUCCCACCCCUACCAUGUAGAUGGCGAUGGAGCGGACACUCCGACCCAGGCGCAAACGCCGACUCAGGGAUCGCCGACAGUAGACCAUGUCGACGGCGCAAAGCCUGCGAUUCCGCUGCAGAAGAGACGGAGAGUCACAAGAGCAUGCGACGAAUGUCGCCGAAAGAAAAUUAAAUGCGAUGGGAAGCAGCCAUGCACGCAUUGCCAGGUGUAUUCAUACGAAUGUACGUACGACCAGCCGUCGAAUCGCAGAAGAAAUGCCGCGCCGCAAUACAUCGAGGCCCUGGAAUCCAAGCUGAAGCGCGCGGAGGCGCUUCUCCGCGUCGUUCUUCCCAACGUUGACCUGAACGACCCGAAUCUGGACAACGUCUUGCUACAAGGCCAGCCCAGCGCCAUGGUCCACGGCCACGCCCGGCAAUUCUCCCCGGCCGACUCCUCCGACGCGCCGCCCCCUUCCGUACCCACGGAACCUGAGCUCGACUCGAUGCUGAAAGCCGCGGCGCGACUAGACCUGGAUGAGCAGGGCCACUGGGACUACCACGGCGACUCGUCCGGUAUCUCGUUCAUGGCGAAGAUGCGGGAACACCUGAAAGGGUGGCUGGGUACCGAAGCGAUCCCGCCAAACAUCCGGCGACCGCGGCCGAUGAGCCAGGUGUUUGAGUCGCCGAAGUCGACCCACGAUUCGCCGCUCGAGAGCCCGAUGCCGCUGUCGGAUCUCCCGCCGAGGGAGGUGGCGCUGUCGUUGUGCGACUUGGCAGUCAAUGAUGCGACGUCGUUGCUGCGGUUUGUGCAUUGGCCGAGUUUCGUGAAGUCGCUGGAUAAGAUUUAUGAUCCGCAGCCGGCGGGUUAUGGAAAUGAGGAGAAUACGUUCCUGCCGUUGCUGUAUGCGGUGAUGGCGUUCGCGUCACUAUAUUCCAGAGAUGAGGACUCGGAACUGGUCUCGAAGGGCUAUGACUUUGCAAUAGACAAUGGUUUCAAAUACUAUCGAGCGUCUCGCCAACUUUUGGACAUCGCGGACUGCCGAGACCUACAGUCCUUGCAAGCCAUCCUAUUCAUGAUUCUUUUCCUCCAAUCCUCCGCUAAAUUGUCGACUUGCUAUUCCUUCAUCGGCGUUGCGCUCCGCUCCGCCUUACGAAUGGGCCUUCACCGAUCCUUCCAAGCGAACUUCAACCCCAUCGAAGCCGAAGUGAGGAAACGCGUCUUUUCGGUGAUCCAGCGUAUGGAUAUGUAUGUCGGCGCAUUGUUGGGGCUCCCUCACCUGCUCAACGACGAAGAUGUCGAUCAAGAUCUCCCGGUGGAAGUCGACGAUGAAUAUAUUACCGAGAAUGGCAUCAUGCCGAUGCCGGAGGGCACGGUAUCCGUUAUCGCCGCGGGAAAUCAACAUACCAAACUCUGCACGCUAUUAGGAAAGGUAGUCAGAUAUAUCUACCCGUUAAAGGGUGAGCAGAGUACUCAAGGUGGGGCACCCGUCAAGUCAUACCGAGUACCAUUUGCCCGCAUACGGGAGAUCGAAGCGGAUCUGCAGGACUGGAUGGAACAGCUGCCUAUGGGAUUAAGACCGGGCGGAGAGGCCCCGGAACGUAUCCUCCGCCUCCAACAAGCGCUUCGACUUUCCUAUGCCCAUACGCAGAUGAUGUUAUACCGACCGUUCUUACACUAUGUCUCCCACACCUGCAAGUCCGGCGUAGUCGACAAACGAUCCUUCGCCUGUGCCGCCGCAUGCGUCAGCGUGUCCCGCAACAUCAUCCACAUCACCAUCGAAAUGAAACGUCGCCACCUUCUGAUCGGCGCGUACUGGUUCCAGAUGUACACGACAUUCUUUGCGAUCCUCUCGCUCAUUUUCUAUGCGCUGGAGAAUCCCGAUGGCGGGAACAGCCGGGAGUUGCUGAAGGAUGCGCGGCAGGGGAAGGAUACGCUGGAAUCGUUGGCGAAGAGGUCGAUGGCGGCGGAUCGGUGCUCACAGGGGCUCAAGGGACUCUUUGAAAAUCUGCCGGAAAAUCUCAAACGCGGUCGCCGCCAAGCGAGUGCGAUGCGCAAGCGCCGUCACGACAUAUCGCCCAAGACUGCUGCGGAGUCGCAGCGCCCUGUCAGCUCAUCGGCUCUCGGGGAAGCGGACGCGCUGAAUCAUACCGGGACACCGCACUUCAACCACACGCAACCCAUUCGCGCGAGCACGUUCCCCCACUUUUCGGACCUCCAAGAUUCCACCGUCGACAAACCGCACGCGCCCAACCCAAACAUGUACAACAGCCCCGCCGCAACCCCCUUCCUCGACACCUCCUCAUCCAACUUCAACGUCCCCUCCCAACCCACCAACACCACCGCCAGCACGCCCCUCAACACCCCCGGCGUCGCCUACACCCCCCAAGAGGGCACCAACUCCUACCCAAUCAGCCCCAUGACCAGCACCUUCCCCGACACCGGCACCCCCUUCUCCCCCGACGCCUCGCAGGCCCCCAACCCCGCCCUCCCCGACUUCUCCUCCAUGAUGUUCCCCACCAGCGACCCCUUCGCCUACCCCAGCCAGAACCUCAGCGUUCUGCCCCCGAGCCAGUUCGGCGACUUCAUGGGCGACAACUUCAACUCGCCGAACACGAACUAUAUGAACUUCACCGGGCAGCCUACAGCGAAUGGAAAUCCAGGCGGCGCGGAGAAUCCGCAACAACCGUCGCAGCAACAACAGUACCCGGAUCGAAAUCAAACGAUGCAGCAAUCCGACGACCCCGACCAAAAACCUGACCCCGCCAACCUCGAUGUCCAGCUCUUCGGCCCCAUGCCCAUAUGGAGUCAGAUCGCUUUGCGGGUGGCAUUUUUCAAAAGGGGUCAACUGGAUAGGGAUCGGGAUGAUACCCUCUAUGACGGAGUACUGGAUUAG
This is a messenger RNA of Eremomyces bilateralis CBS 781.70, 2955 nucleotides long. RefSeq lists its product as uncharacterized. The transcript is spliced from 6 exons. The coding region runs from base 1 to 2955 and encodes 984 amino acids. The record is from RefSeq and is a predicted model, not a curated record. NCBI's taxonomy places the organism in Eukaryota, Fungi, Ascomycota, Dothideomycetes, Eremomycetales, Eremomycetaceae. Gene Ontology annotation, cellular component: nucleus. Gene Ontology annotation, biological process: positive regulation of transcription by RNA polymerase II; DNA-templated transcription. Gene Ontology annotation, molecular function: sequence-specific DNA binding; DNA-binding transcription factor activity, RNA polymerase II-specific; zinc ion binding.